Molecule: messenger RNA, 3054 nt
Organism: Benincasa hispida (wax gourd)
Lineage: Eukaryota; Viridiplantae; Streptophyta; Magnoliopsida; Cucurbitales; Cucurbitaceae
Product: Ypt/Rab-GAP domain of gyp1p superfamily protein
Biological process (GO): regulation of GTPase activity
Molecular function (GO): small GTPase binding; GTPase activator activity
Source: RefSeq, a predicted model, not a curated record
UUCUCAUUUGCUUUAGCCUUGGUUUCGUUUCGGUCUUCAUUAUCUUGGACUCUGUGCUAAGUUACCAGAGCCACCUCCGCUAAUGGCGUAACGCUAAUCGCGCCCAUUUCCAUGUGCUUCAUUCACUCUCUUUCUCACAUAGUCGCUUCAAGUUCACCGAUUCCCUCUCCUUUCUCUCUCUAUCUCUGAAUUCAGUUGUAGAAAAUCAAGGGAAAUCCGAGAUCUCCACCUUCAAUUCGGCGGGAAGCUCUCUGUUUAGUUCAAUCUUCACCAAUGAAGGCUGCCAGCAAAGCUUCGAACCAUCUCGUCGCCUUUGAUCACAAGAGGGAUGCAUACGGAUUUGCUGUGAGACCUCAGCAUGUACAAAGAUACCGAGAGUAUGCCAAUAUCUACAAGGAGGAAGAGGAGGAGAGAUCAGAACGAUGGAAGUCCUUCCUGGAUCGUCAAGCAGAGUCUGCUCAGUCACUUGUUAAUGAGUCAUCAGAUACAAAGGCAUUGCAUGUAGAAGUUGUUAAGGAAGAGAUAGAUUCUAGUAUAGAGGAGGAUGGUAAAAGAGAAGAUCUAAAUAGCCAGAAUUCAGGUUUUGACGGCAAUAAUGUCCCUCAGAAUGAAAAUGGCUUAAAAAAUGAAGAUGGAUCAGCGAAGGAUACAAAAAUUCACAAGAUCCAGAUAUGGACUGAAAUUAGACCAUCACUUCGAGCAAUUGAAGAUAUGAUGAGUGUUCGUGUAAAGAAAAAGAAAGAUUUAUCAAAUCAUAAUCACGAUACUGGAACCAGAAAGUUGCUUUCUGCUAUAGAAGAGGCUAAAUCACCUCGUGGAGUGUCUGAGGAGGAAUCUGAGGAUGAGUUUUAUGAUGUGGAGAAGUCGGAUCCAGCACCGGAGUCUCCUUCAAGUGACAAUGUCAAUGGCCCUGUUAUGGGUAUUCCGGUAUUUUUGUUGCCUGUCGAAUCUUCGGGUCCUUGGAGGGAGGAGCUGGAGGUCCUUGUGAGAGGUGGAGUGCCAAUGGCUCUUCGGGGCGAGCUUUGGCAGGCUUUUGUGGGGGUUAGAGUGAGGAGGGUUGAAAAAUAUUACACAGAUCUCUUGGCCUCAGAUACAAAUUCUGAGAACAAUAUGGAAAGUCGUAGUCUUCAAUCAGACAGCAACAUCAAAGGGUCACCUACUGACUCUGUGUGUACAACUGAGAAAUGGAAAGGGCAAAUUGAAAAGGAUUUGCCUCGCACUUUUCCUGGUCAUCCAGCUUUGGAUGUAGAUGGUAGAAAUGCAUUAAGGCGUUUGUUGACUGCAUAUGCUCGACAUAAUCCCUCUGUUGGAUAUUGUCAGGCCAUGAAUUUCUUUGCUGGCUUAUUGUUGCUUCUCAUGCCUGAAGAAAAUGCUUUUUGGACCUUAAUGGGAAUUAUUGAUGACUACUUUGAUGGAUAUUACUCGGAAGAAAUGAUUGAAUCUCAAGUAGAUCAACUUGUAUUUGAGGAGUUGGUGCGUGAGAGAUUUCCUAAAAUGGUCAACCAUCUAGAUUACCUGGGAGUGCAGGUGGCAUGGGUUACUGGACCGUGGUUCCUAUCCAUAUUUAUGAACAUGCUGCCAUGGGAAAGUGUUCUUCGAGUUUGGGAUGUUCUUCUUUUUGAAGGAAACCGUGUGAUGCUUUUCAGAACAGCACUUGCACUGAUGGAGCUAUAUGGCCCUGCGUUGGUUACUACAAAGGACGCUGGAGAUGCUGUGACUUUGCUGCAGUCACUUGCUGGCUCAACAUUUGAUAGCAGCCAACUUGUAUUGACUGCUUGUAUGGGUUUCCAAAAUGUUAAUGAAACUCGAUUGAGAGAGCUGAGAACUAAACACAGACCAGCUGUAGUCACUGCUAUUGAAGAAAGAUCUAAGGGGCUUCAGGCUUGGAAGGAUUCUCAGGGUUUAGCUUCUAAGCUUUAUAGUUUUAAGCAUGAUUCAAAAUCAAUGAUAAUACAAACAAAGAAUAGUUCACAAGUAAAUGGUGAUUUGUCACGCUCAGAGUCUGGGUCCACCAAUGCUGAUGAAAUUCUUAUUUCAUUAACUGGGGAAGAUGAGAUUGAUUCUGUUCCCGAUCUGCAAGAUCAGGUAGUGUGGUUAAAGGUUGAGUUGUGUAAAUUGUUGGAGGAGAAGCGAUCUGCUAUUUUAAGAGCGGAGGAGCUGGAGACUGCUUUGAUGGAGAUGGUUAAGCAGGAUAAUCGUCGGCAAUUGAGUGCUAGGGUUGAGCAAUUGGAACAGGAAGCUGCUGAGCUUCAACAGGCUCUUGCCGAUAAACAGGAACAAGAAACUGCAAUGCUUCAGGUCUUGAUGAGGGUGGAACAAGAGCAAAGACUCACUGAGGAUGCUCGAAGAUUUGCUGAGCAAGACUCUGCAGCACAAAGAUAUGCAGCUCAAAUGCUUCAGGAAAAGUACGAACAAGCUACUAGUGCACUUGCUGAAAUGGAGAAGAGAGCAGUUAUGGCAGAAUCAAUGUUGGAGGCAACCUUGCAGUACCAAUCUGGCCAACUCAAAGCACAGCCUUCUCCCCGCUCUGUACAUUCUCCUAGAUCUUUGCCUUCUGACUCUUCAUUAAGGAGCAGUCAAGAGUCCGCACAGGAUUUCCCUACAAGAAAAAUAGGUUUGCUUGGUCGACCAUUUGGGUUUGGCUGGCGUGAUAAAAACAAGGGAAACCCAAAUGAUGGAAACAAGUCUACUGAAGAGGAAACUUCAAUCCAGAAAAAAACUACUGAAGAAGAGGCACAAAAUUCAGGCGUUGAUCAGAAACAAACCAAUGGCCUCCAUGACGAGACAAUAAUUGUAAAAUCUUUGUAUUAAAAAAUAUUGUCAUGCCAUCCUUUCCAAGUACGACUCCCAUUUUCAUAAAGACUUGAAAGUUCCCAAUCUUCCAGACAGAUUUCAUUUCAAAAUAGGUCAGACAGGUUAGGAACAUAGAUUGUCCACAAAAACCCGAAGACAUUAUUUAUUUGUUUAUUUUAGUACAAUUGGAGUCGGUAGAUCCGAACCUUUGUAACUGUUAAUAUAUGCAGCUAUCAAUUGAGCUAUACUCUUUAGCAAAAA